Messenger RNA from Meloidogyne enterolobii, 3361 nucleotides. Lineage: Eukaryota; Metazoa; Nematoda; Chromadorea; Rhabditida; Meloidogynidae. The record is from the annotation of a GenBank genome assembly.
UGCGGGGUCCAUAAAUAUUAAUGAGAGUAUGGAGAUUGAAGGCUCUUCGAGUGCAAUUCGAAGCUCACCUCCUCGUUCAAUAGUAAUGAGUGAUAUUAGUGACAGUGACAUCCUGGCAAACCCUGCGGGGUCCCCUGAGGUUGCUUCUAAGGAAGGUUCUGUAAAUGUAAUGAAAGAACUUGGGGUUGCUCUUGAAGAGAUUGAGAAAGAAACCUCAACCUCCGAGGCCUUUGCCAAUGUCGGUAAUGACGCAUGGCCUGAUUUCCCCGAAGCAAUGGAUGAAAUAGUUACCAAGGACAAGUUGGCCGUAGUAUACUUUGUUGCACAGGGCCAAGGCGACUAUGUAAUUGCCUGUAGGAAGAGUGCUGAUCGCCAUACACGCUGGCCGUACUUCAUGUACAUUCCGGACAGUCUCGUGGAUGGUCAUCCGGACUUCCAAAGGAAAUUAGAAGUAGGAGACUUAGUGUCGGUGUCCCGGUUCGCUUGGAGUGAAAAGUUUAGGGAUUUAGCUGCCACAAGGGAAGAGGUAACCUCAACAAAGAAGUUUUGGCUCAAUGAAUCCACCCAGUUGCUACCGAGACAAGCCGAUGCAGAAGAAUUAGGGAACAUAAUCUAUGACGAUCAGGAGCGACAGAUGGUCACUGGCGUCAUCUAUUACAUAAGGUUCAGAUCCCAACACGACCCUGAAACAUUUCAGUACGCAGAGUUGGCUUGCUGCGGCAUUGCCCACUCGGCGCGAAUCAACAGACGUCACUUAAAUGGGAUUUCUGUCCAGGAACUUGUUCAAGGCAUGUUGGUAAACGUGUCAUGUAUAAAAAUCCCGCGGGAUUCACUAAUUUCUAGAACUUAUGUUCUCCCUUCCAACACGCUGUUUCGAGCCGGCACUGAGACUUUGGCAGUCUUCCCUGAAAUUUAUGGAGCUGUUGGAUUAGUAAACCCUCAUCUAUUGGAGUGGCCGAACACUAAUAUUAAUGGCACACCAAAAGUUUUCCCUUGCUCUGCGGAGCUCUCACAAGAUUAUCUCAAAUGCGCCGAGCACGUCGUCGGCUCCGCCCUUCAAAUCGAGAUGGAACGUGAGGUAGAGAAGAUGAUUGAAGCCCGCUUUGAAGGGAGGGCAAGAGAAAUCACUGGAAGGAGGUGCCUGAUAUGUUUUAACCCCCGCCCAAAGGAAGAAAUUUCUAAAUACGCGGCGGCUUGGGAGCUGGAAGCAAUUGUUAAAAUCUCCAAAAAUCUGGGUCAAAAAGGGCUCUGCUAUGGUACCAUCAGGCAAGUUGACGUUGUCAACUCGGAAAGAAACCUAUUGGAACUCCAUGUGGUCAUUAUUCUGAACAAUAUAGACCAAGGAAGGAAGAAUAAGGAAAUAGGAAAGGAAUUGAAUAAAUUCCUGGAGGGAGGACUGGUAGUCAUUCAUCCAACACUUCCACUGGUGGUAGAAGAUCGAGUCCGAUGCUUCCGAUGCAACUUCCCCUCCACCAUGGCAGUUGAAAAUUCCCCGAGGGGUCAUAUCAUGGCAACACUACUAGGGCGUCCUAUUGGGGAGGGGGUAAAAAUGGUCAUGGAUGACGUGAAUGAUCAAGCUGAUCAGGCUGGAGAUGAUGAAGAAUUCCAUCCAGUCAUCCAAACCCUCAAUGGUCGCCAAAGGGUAACAGCAAGACUGCUAAUGACCGGGGGGCUUGUCCAUCAACAAGCGCCCCCGGGAACUGGAAAAACCAAAGUCGCCGCGGCUAUUGUCAAAGCUUGGCGUGACCUUCGGCCUGAGGGCCAAAUAGCGGUCAUGGCUUGCUCAAAUAUUCCUGUUGUGAAAUUGGUACAAGAGACUGCUGAAACUUGUGGAGAGGAAGAGUUGGAGGAUAUGCAGUCUCUCGCAUUAUUUUCUGCGAUGGCGAAAGAAAAAUAUAAUGAGCAAAUCAGGGAUGUGGAGCGCCACACUCUUAUCAAUAAGAUUAGUAAUGAGGCAUUCCGAAGCAAAUUGCAGCAACCCCAAAAAAAAGAAGUGGAUGAGUAUAGGGAAAAUUAUCUUAACAACCCGCGGGUUUCACAAGAGAGAAAAAUUGGAAGGCUUUAUAAAAGCUUCGAGCGGCCGAACAUCACCUUCUCUACAGCCUCAAUGGCUACAUUUUUCCUUGAGGGUGAGGGGAAUAUUGUCGACACUGAACUGCUACUUUUUGAUGAAAGUACGCAAGCCCAGUGGGCAGUAGUGGUACAUUUGGUGGCAUGUCUUCCCAAACUUCGGGCGAUCCUCCUGACGGGGGAUCGCCACCAGCUCGGUGUGUAUCUGGCUGAGCUCCCGGAGGUUUUCUGGCAGGGCUUCGGACUUGAAAGUGUCAUCAAACAAGUGGAGAUAUCACCUGGCGCAAACUACACAUUCCUGACAAAAAUGUAUAGAAGCCAUCCAUUCCUGGUCCAGCUCAUUUCCUACGCUUCUUACGAAUUGUUUGAUGAAAGAUUAAUUCCGUCACGCAGUGAGGAAGAGCGUUCACUGUUGACCAGCUCGGAAUUCCUUCUCCCUAUCCAAUCAUGUCCUGUGGGACUCAUUAAUGCUUAUAGUUCAUUCCGAACGGACUCGAAAAGCGACUCCCUUACGGAUGACCACCAAACGGAAGUUGCUGAAUUCCUAGUUCAGGCACUUCUUCACCACUUUGGACCGCAGUUCAGCAAGAGCAUUGUAGUGCUCUGUAUGUAUACUUACCAAACAACGCAGAUUGCGAGCAGAGUGAGGGAGCUUGGAGUCAGAACGCUUACGGUGGACUCUUAUCAGGCCCAAGAAUGCGAUGUGACCAUCAUUGUAACGACCAGGUCGAGAUACGCUGAGCAUGGCUCCGGGAAAUCUGACAACAUGCAUUUCUUUAAAAAUAAUGAACGUGCCACUGUUGCACUUUCGAGAGCGCGCCAUGCCAUCUUCCUAAUUGGGGAUCUAGUUUCCAUCUCUGAAGGACCCAUAUGGAAACGCUUCUUAGAGAAGGCCAUCACGAGAACCAGGGUAGUGAAAUCUGAAUAUGUGAGUGGUCUCUUGGAUGGAACACUUGAAAGGUCAUCAACUUCAGACGACUUGUAUGACAAGAGUCUCAGAGGCACCGUAGAAGACAAAGGUUUCCUAGGUGAAUGGGCCCUCAAGCAUGGCUUAAGACCGGACAGGAUGGACCUCCCUGCACCGCCGGAAGAGCCAACAAGACCGACCUUCAGAUUCCAGCACUUCCCAGCUCUUAAUGAGGCCGGACCCUCUGGUAGUGGAACCUCCGGGAAUUCUCGUAGUCCUGCAAGGAGGGAAGAUAGAGGAAGAGGGCGCAGGGGAGCUGAUGGCCAAUGGCUAAAUUACGCUGGCAACCCUAAAAGGCAAAGAGGAAAGGGAAAUAAUUAUUAA